AUGUCAUCAUCAUCAUCAAAACCAUCAGGCAAUUAUCAAACAAAUUGUUGUUAUCAACAAUCAUCAUAUGGAAAUAAUGUUGGUCAAUAUUCACUUAUACCAACAUCACAUCAUCAUCAACAACUAGUCAAUAAUAAUGUUCAAUCAAUUUCACCAACAUCUUUAUCACUUGUUUAUGGUAAUCAACAACAACAACAAACUAAUUCAUCAAAUAUUCUUCAAGCACGUUAUCAAAAUGAACAAAUAAAUGAUAAAACAAGUAACAGUUUAACAUCAGUCAUAACUAAUGGUCAACAACAGUCAAUGAUAAAUCCUUCUACAACAUUAACAACUAGUGCAAGUUAUAGAAGAAAUUUUAAUGCAUGUGCUAAACCACCAUAUAGUUAUAUAUCAUUAAUUACAAUGGCAAUACAAUUAUCAGCAAAUCAUAUGUGUACUUUAUCUGAAAUUUAUCAAUUUAUUAUGGAUUCAUUUCCAUAUUAUCGUCAAAAUCAACAACGAUGGCAAAAUUCUAUUCGUCAUUCAUUAAGUUUUAAUGAUUGUUUUGUUAAAGUACCACGAAGUCCUGAUAGACCAGGUAAAGGUUCUUAUUGGGCUUUACAUCAAGAAGCAACAAAUAUGUUUGAAAAUGGAUGUUAUCUUCGACGACAAAAACGUUUUAAAUGUAAUAAACGUCUUGAACAUAAUCGUGAUUCGAAUAAUAAUAAUCGACGUCAUGGUAUAAAUAAUAGUCUAGAUAAAUCAACAGCAUCAACAGGUAGUGGACAACGAAGUCCAAUUUCGUCAGCAUCUGAUAAAUCAUGUGAUGAUCAAUUAUUACUUAUACAACAACAACAACAACAAAGAUCUAUUUAUAUGCAACAACAACAACAACAACAAUCAUUAGAAUCACCCGAUACUCGUAAUUUACAAAUUUCAUCAUCAACAACAAAUGUUGAUGUUAAACAACUUAAACAAGAACAGUGUGAUUUUAAUCAAAUGUCAUUUGAUCCACAUACAUUUCCAAGUUAUUCACCAUUUGCUAUAAAUACACUUAUUAUGCAUCAAGGUUUUAGUGAUAAUCCAGCAGCAUUAAAUGCUUAUUAUGCAUCACAAUUACCACAAACAGCUUUUGUUCCAUCAUCAUCAUCAGAUUAUUAUCAUCAUUCAACUAUGUAUGCAUCACAACCGACAACUUUGUGA
Molecule: messenger RNA, 1182 nt
Organism: Rotaria sp. Silwood2
Lineage: Eukaryota; Metazoa; Rotifera; Eurotatoria; Philodinida; Philodinidae
Source: the annotation of a GenBank genome assembly